Blastocystis hominis is the source of this 999-nucleotide messenger RNA. RefSeq lists its product as hypothetical. The record is from RefSeq and is a predicted model, not a curated record. Gene Ontology annotation, cellular component: nucleotide-excision repair factor 1 complex. Bases 1 to 999 code for a protein of 332 amino acids. The transcript is spliced from 6 exons. Gene Ontology annotation, biological process: resolution of meiotic recombination intermediates; double-strand break repair via homologous recombination; nucleotide-excision repair involved in interstrand cross-link repair. Gene Ontology annotation, molecular function: damaged DNA binding; single-stranded DNA binding; single-stranded DNA endonuclease activity. Lineage: Eukaryota; Bigyra; Opalinata; Blastocystidae.
AUGAACUUUUUAAAACAAGGGGUCAUUGAUCUUUUGGAAGAUGACGGACUUCUUGUUUUGUCUCGUGAGUGUGGUUACCGUGAAUUAAUUGCCCGAUUUAUCAAGUAUUACGCGAUGAAGUGCAACGAGCAGCAUAACGUUGUGUUUAUCCUCAAUGCUGAGCAUAUUAUUCCAUUUCUGAUGGAUGAGCUCGGUGAAAUGUCUAUUGACAAGUCUUUAUUUCCUCAAGAGAUCACAGCAAACUCUGGGAAUGUAAAAGAGCGCCAAAUGCUUUAUAAGCGUGGAGGCGUGUAUUUCAUCACUUCUGUGUUGUUGCAGCUCGACUUUCUUCAGAACCACAUUCCUUGUGAUAAUAUCGCGGGACUUCUCAUUUGUGAUGUGCAUAUGCUGCAUCCUGGAAGCACCACGCUGUUCUGCACGCUCCUCUUUCGCCAUCGUUGCAAUGGCUUCGUCAAGUGUUUCAGCGACAAUGCGAAUGCUUGUUCUCGCGCUUUUCCGCAACUCUCCUCUUUCCUAAACGAGCUAACGGUUUCAUUUUUGUUUUUGUAUCCUCGCUACCGCGACAUCGUAAACGAAACGUUAAUGCAGUAUCCUCUGCAGCUCGAGGAGUGUUUGUUUUAUUCUCCCGUGUGGAUGGAAAGAGCCAACUUGCUUCUCGAUCGCAUGAUCACCAGCGAGGUCAAGGAACUGAAAGUUCUGCAAUGCGAUCUGAACGACUCGCUCUCACUGUCCUUCUGCCAGCAGUCGCUGUUUCCGUUCUUCGUGUCGCGCGACUUGCAGCAGCACGGCGGACAUUACUCGCAGAAGACGCGGGAUUUGCUUCGCGAAUUGGUGUUUCUGUCGAGACUGGAGCAGGAAAUCCGGCUGUCGAGCAUUGUGUCGGUGUAUGGGAAGCUGCGCGAUGUGUUCUCGAAGGUGAGAGUGGGUCGAAGCACGGAGGCGUACUGGAUGAAGCUGGAGGAAUCGGAAGAGUUGCUGGAGUGCCGAAACAAACGAUGA